CUGAAAUGUGGUUGUUUCUGAGAAAUAUGGCUCAUCUCCUCACUUAUAAGUUGCCGUUGCCCAUUGAGCUUCAUUUAUAAAACCAGCAAUUUUCACUGACCUCCAUUCGAGUCAAUCUUAUUACAAGUUAGCUCCAUUUCGGCAUACCUCGAAAAAAAACACUUUUAGAAUAUCAAUCCAGCCGCAAACAUGAAGUCACACACCAUCAUUGGUCUCAUUUGCUUCUUGCAAGCUAUUCAUAUUUGCGACUCCCGCUGGACCAACCGUGUAGCCACCCGGGAACUCUCCACACGUGCACCAUCAUACACACCACUAUGGAUCAAGUGCCAGGCGCGUGGUCGAAAAGUUUACGAUAUCUUGCAAGCUGCUAGAACGGAUCCUGGUCGCACCACGGUAGCCACAGAUAAACAGGGUGGAGAUGGACUCAUGGCUGCUUAUGAUAUCGUCACCUCUCCAGAUACAUUAACUGUCCCGGUCUCCCUGAUGGACGAAUUUGAUGCAAUCGGCUAUUCUCCUUUCAACUAUAGGAAGGUACAGGUGAAGAUCAAGAACUCCCGCCAAGAUCCAAUGUUCGACAACCUGUUCAACGCUCGGGAAGGGGUCAUAUUCGCAAUUGAUAAUCAAGGUUGGAGGGGAGGCGACCAAAGACAAUUGAAAUGGUCGGAAGCAGCAUUCCAAAGCUAUAGUCAAAUGGCGAGGGAUCAAGGCAUGCCUCUAGAUCGAUUAGGACGGAUUUACCGAUACAACGUUGCGAACGACGAGGCUGUUCCCAUUGUUGAAGAAGCAUAUGACAUAAGAGGAUCAAACUUGUAUGGGGGAUACUGGGAGAAAUGGACAUAUGCAGAGAAUCCAGAAGCUUUCCUUGCACUGUUGGGAACUGAAAACGGUGCAGGAGUUGGGUAUCUUCUCAGUGAUCAUGCUGCUGCCUUCGGCAAGAUGAACGUGGAAGCGAUAUAUACCAUGUACAAGGGUGAGUGGCUUCAGAUAUACUUCAAAGUCUUCUGA
This is a messenger RNA of Cadophora gregata, 1005 nucleotides long. RefSeq lists its product as uncharacterized. NCBI's taxonomy places the organism in Eukaryota, Fungi, Ascomycota, Leotiomycetes, Helotiales, Ploettnerulaceae. The record is from RefSeq and is a predicted model, not a curated record. Bases 190 to 1005 code for a protein of 271 amino acids. The transcript has a single exon.